Molecule: messenger RNA, 6220 nt
Organism: Ruditapes philippinarum (Manila clam)
Lineage: Eukaryota; Metazoa; Mollusca; Bivalvia; Venerida; Veneridae
Exons: 3
Coding region: 87-908 (273 amino acids)
Source: RefSeq, a predicted model, not a curated record
AGUAUUUUAAGGCUGUGUUUCAAACAAUCAAUGGGUACGAAGAUGUUAUCAGUUUCCAUACUCUUGACCAUCAAACGUUUGUUGAAAUGGCAAAACAGAAAACAGCUGUAUGUCUGGAACAGACAAGCACCAUUCCGUCCUUGAAGAAACAGGGAGCCUUUGACAUCAAAUUUAGUCAUGACUCGAAAAUAACCAGUCCAAUGGAAGCAAUAAGCUUUCCAUACAGAGCCAUAAAUGAAGAGGAAUCUUGCAAAUUAAUGAACAUACUAGAAGUAAAGUCAAAUUCAAAAAUGCAAGACAUGGUCACUGUUAAAUGUAAACUGACUGGGUUCAGUGUGCGAGAGAGUGUGAAGCAAAAUUUGGACAAAGUAAGUGUCACAGCCAUAGAUGGAAGUGCCGACAUCACACUUGUUCUUUGGAACAAGCUCAUAGAUGAAGCAACAGAAAAUUGCUUUUACAGAGUUACAAAUGUUCGAGUGAAAUCUUUUAAUCAGGAAGUUUACUUGUCUACCACCUUAGACACAGAGUUAGAAGAAAUUGAUGAAUUUCAAACCGUUGAAGUUGAAUUACCUAAGGAUGUGUGGACAGACAUUGAUACUAUUGAAAUAAUAUCCACAUCUCACUGCUUCAGUUGCAAAUCUGCUAUUAUUGUUUCUGAACCACAAGGCAUGACCGUUAAAUGUAGCCACUGCAAAAAAAGAAUGUUGACAACCAAAAUACAGAAAGUGACCCAAAUAAAAGUUUCAGUUGAAAACAAGGAGUUCACUAUUGCCAAAAAUAUGCUUGAACAUGUUUUUCCAUUAUGGAAUGAAAAAACAUUUUCUGACCUGGAAGAUGACAUGUUACUUCACUGCGAAGUUAACAUAAAAGGAAACAACGUUGUUGGAUUGAGGAAAAAAAAGAUCUAAGUUGUUAAAAACUUCAACCACUUCCUUUGAUUAUUUCUGAUGCAGGGAUCAUUGUAGGUCAGUCUUAAGAUGGGAUGUUUUGCACAAUUAUUCAGUUUAGAAGCUGGUCAGAUUUUUGUGCAAAGGUCUUAUAAGCUAAAGUUGCCAAUUGACUUUAAUAAGUAUUUUGAAUAGAGAUACUGUCUUACAAACAGAUUUUUUUAGGUUGUUAUGCCUCUAAAUUUUAAGAGAAAAAAAUUUGCCAAUUUGUGAAAUUCAAUAAAAAUGAAAAUUUACAUACACAAUGGCAAAUUGAGAUUUUAAUCAAUGUUUUAGAAAAAAUAUGAAACAAUUAGCUAAAUUAAUAGAAUUUGUGGAUUGAUUCUAAAAACUUUGAAACACUGACUGUGAUUUAGUUCCUUAUUCAUAUGUAAGAAAAAAAAUGCUGUUAGUGUUAUAUGACAAUUUUGUGUAAUACAAUUCCACCUUUGGUGUUUUUCCUUAUACAGAAGGCACUUAACAGCUCCAAAUUUUAAUGGUUGUCUUAUGAUUUCAUGAAUUUUACACUCGGUUUGUAAAUCAAUGAAGAAUUAUCAAAUAUUUAGAUUUUUUCACUCUGUUAACCUUACAAACAUACAAAAGUAAGUUAUUGAACUUGUUCUUAUCUUGCAAACGCAAAAUGAAAGUAACAAAAUGACUGAUAUGAUACUGAUAUAUGUUACCAGUAAGUUUCUGAACAUUUUGGACACUGAAUUUUCAGUAUUUAAAAAUGACUGUCCAUAUGAUCCCUGUUGAUGAUAAGAUUGUCAGAAAAAACUUUCAUUUUGGUUGUAGUGUUGAAGUGUGAUUUUGUUGGUGUAACACUGUAGGGGAGUCUAAGCAAAAUGGCUCCUUUUUAACAUUGAUAUGUUGUUAUUUUGAAUAUAUGAUAAAAAGAACAUUAUUUAAAAGAACAUUAUUUACGUGUAGCUUCAAUACUAAAUUUAUUGAACUCAUUAUAAAACGGUAUUUUGCUCACCAUAACCUUACAUAUGAUUUUAUUCAACUCCUUAAAUAAAUUUAGUAUUAACCUACACUCGUCCAAUAUCCUCUAUUUCAAAUCUUUUCUUAGAAUGGCUCAGACAUGCCAUUAUACCAAAAAAAACACUUAUCAAAAUUUAUUGGAAUAACUUGAUCCCCUCCAUCUUGUUCCCUCUUAUUUUCCUUCUUCAAGUUUUCAACCAAUCAGUAGUAAGUUUAUAUUUCAAAUAUAUGUGAAGGGUCUCAUAGAAAUUGAGACUCAAACAGAAUUUGCAGACAUAUAACUAAAAAACUUGAAUGUUUUUUGAUGUCGUGCAUUCAAAAGUUACUGACACCAUAUAUUGUCACAAAAAAACUCAAUUGACUUUUGAUAUAAACUGCCCUUUACAUUUUUAACAUGAUCUGAAAUUUUAUUAACUUUACAAACAGAAUACAUUUGUACUUUAAAUAAUAUAUGUAAGAAGGAAGCCAAGUUGCUGAACUUGUGGAUUAUUACAUAUAAUAUUGUUUUUCGCUCACCUGUCAAAAAGAGACAUGGUGAGCUUUUGUGAUCGCUUUUUGGCCAACGUCCGUCCGGCCAUAAACUUACUUCAAACGACAUCUCCUCAUAAAUCACAAAGCCAAUUUCAUCCAAACUUCACAGGAAUGUUCCUUUGGUAGUCGACUUUAAAAAUUGUUCAAAGAAUUUAAUUCCAAGCAAAACUCUGUACCAUGGCAACCAAAAGCAAAAACUUAAAAUAUCUUCUUUUAGAAAACAGAAAGAGCUGGAGCUUGAAUAUUUUGCAUGAAAUAUCAUCAAGUCAGUGUGUACCGAGUUUGUUAAAAAAAUGCCCUGGGGUCAAAAUUGGCCCUGCCCCGGGGGUCAUUGAAAAAUUAAAAAAGAACCCAAAUAGCUAGAGCUUAGAUAUUAAGUAUGAAACAUCUUCUAAUGGGUGUCUACCAAGUUUGUUCAAAUAAAAGCCCCUGGUUUAAAAUUGCACUUGGCCCAGGGGCCUAUAUACUGGUAAGCGAUUUCAGGACCAUCAUGGCCCUCAUUUUGUUUCUUACCAAUUUUAGAAGUAUUUUUCAGUCACAAAAGCUAUUUCCCUUUCCACUGCUUCUUUUUAAAAACAUGUGAGAAUUACAAUACAAAUAGCAAUUGCAAUUAGCAGCACAGUUAAUGUAUGUGAGUGUUAUGUGUGUGCUUCAUUGUGUAGUACAUUGUAUUAUUACAUACUUUUGCUUUUAUCCUUUUUCACAAAUAAACACUUUCAAAUUAUUUAAGAUAUAAGUAAUCAUUGUAAAGAUUGUGUAUAUACUAGGGACAAUUUCAUAUUUUUAAACCUGAAAAAGAAUUCAGGGAUGUGUCAUUUUUGUGAAUGCCUGUUGUCAGAAGUUGCAUUUUGAUGUUUGCUUUGUGCAAUAGAUCAUGGUUCAUUAUUUGCCAUGAAUUCCUAUUCAAUCAAAAAAAAUGCAAGUUAAAUUUAUUUCUCUUUUGUUUUGUAAAAUUAAUAAAUAAUAUUUUUCUUUUGUUUUGUUUCCUUUUAAACUUUGUUAAUAUUGUUAUAUGGCAUAUUACAUUUUGAAUGUUCUUAUUUGCUUUUUUUCCCCAAAAAAUUACUUUAUAUCACAAGGAAAAUUCUUGGAUUCAUAUAAUCUAAAGAGUAUUUCAUAUUAGAAAGUAUUGGAUGAGCAACAGUUACUAAUGCAAAAUUUACUUUAUUUGCCAAUUGUAAUCAGUGAUGAAGAAAUUUAUGAUAACUGUAGUUGUAAUCAUUGAUUACUAGAUACCAAGUAUUUCUGUGGUUUAUAUAAAGAAUUUAUGUCAUAUUUAAAAAUUAAAGCGUGUUUUAUUGAAAAAUUGCUAUCUUUGUAGUUUUCUAUUAUCAUCAUUAUGUUAAACAGAAUUUAACUGUUGAGUGAUUUGAAAUAGUCUCAUUUUGUAGUUGUAGCAGUUAGAGAACAAAAUGUUAUGUGUAAUAUUUAAAGUUUAUAUAUUGUAGUUAGAGAACAAAAUGUUAUGUGUAACAUUUAAAUUUUAUAUAUUGUUGUUGUUGUUUUUGUUUUUUUACUCAAAUGUUUAUUUGAUAGUUUUGAUAUAAUAAUGCAGGUAGCAUUAAACCUUUACAUAUUUUUGUGUUUAAAGAUCCAUUAUCAUUCAUAAACUUCUCAAUAUUUUAUUUUUAGAAUUAACAGCUGAGAACAAAAUUAAUUGAAUUUAAUAUCAUGAAACAAUACAGUCUCUCAAAUUAUACUUCAUAUUCAAAUAAAUAUUAGUUUGAAAUCUAAGUUGAUAAAAUCUCCUUCCUUAUAGGUCUCUUAAUGGAAAAAAAUAUUUACAUAAAAACAUGCACAUUUUUUUCUAAAUUCAACUUGUAAUACAUAAUAAGACUUAAGUGCACAUUUUUAUCAUAUAAUUAUUUAUUUAUGUACUUGAAAUUUUAUUCUGUAAACUUUUGAUCUCAUUGGUAGUGGAUUUUUAGUGAUAUUUAUGAUUUUUAUACUAUAAUGCAGGCAGCAUUCAUCCUUUACAUAUUGUUAUGUUUUUUUUUAAAUUUUGUUUCGUUAAAUGUUCCAGAAUUUUGAGCUUUUUCUUUUAUGAUUUUAUCAAGAUGCUUACAAGGUAGAUAACAAAUUCAUGCUUUGAACACUGUGUUUCUGCCUUUGAUUUUUACACUGUAUUUAAAUAGUUGACUGAAUUAGACCACAUCACUCACUGCUGUUGUGAUGUCUUUAAAACGAAAAAAAAAACAAAAAAAAAACAGAAAUAAUUUGUCAUUAUCAGAGAUGGAAAGUAGUUCUAAGAACAUGACCAAUUUCUUCAUGUUUGAACUUUUAACUGGAGCUGUUGGAUGCAUUUAACCUAAUAAAUUAAACAUUUUGAUAAUAUACAUCACUUUUCAAAAUAUUAAACAGAAAUGAUUAACCUGUCAAUUAUUGAGCUUUCUAAAAUCACUUUCUAGUACUGCAAGUUAUCAAGUAAACAAUAUACUAAAUGUUGCUUUCCUUGUAUUGCAUAUGUUUCAGAACACUGUUUUCAAAAUCAUUCAAGAUUAGAGGAUAUAAGAAUUAAUAAACCAUUUAUCCACAAUUUCUGAAAUAUUUAUUUGUCAUACAAAAGAUCUUAUUACUUAGUUCUAUAUUAUAACAUACAAACUGGCAUUAAAAUUUAGAUAUUGUUACCUUUUGUAAGUCUUUUUAUAACUUUGAUGUAUUAAUGCAGGUAGCAUUAAACAUUUAGAUAUUUAGUUUUUUUAAAGUUGAUUGUUUUUAUUGUUUUAUUUUCUAUUUUGUUUUAUCUUAAUGAAAAAUGUUUUAAAACAAAUAAAAAAUUUAAAAUAGUAAAGUUGUUCUCUCUCCUUUACUCAUGGAAGACAAACAAAACCCCACACACCUCAAACUUUUAAUUUAAGAGUGGACAAAACCCCACACCUAAUUUUAUAGAGUGGACAAAACCCCACACCUGAUUUUAUAGGGUGGUCAAAACCCCACACCUUCAAUUUUAUAGAGUGAACAUGACCCCACAUGUUUUAUUACUAACAUGUAUAUUACUAAUAUUUAUAUAAUCGCCUCUGUGGCCAAGGGGCUAGAGUCAAUUACUUAAUCCAGUUACCUCUCAGGCGUGGGUUUGAUCCCCGUGAGAUGUUUUCAUAGGUUAGCAGGGAGGAGGUAGUCUAGUACUGAUGUAACUCGCCAGGAAUGAUAGUUAGGAAACUACCGGCCUAUAUGACUGAAAUACUGUUGGCAAAAGGCGUAAAAUGAAACAAACAAACAAAACUAAUAUGUUUAUACCUUUGGCUGACAAUAAAAUAACCAACGUUAUUGACAUUUUGAAUAAUUAAUGUUAAUUAAGAUUAAUGAAUGUUUACCCAUAACAGAUUGUAAUAUUUGAAUGCUUACCCUUUGCUUUUUAUUUAACAGUUUGUAAUAUUUGUACAGUCUUAUUAUCAUUUAACCAUAUAUUGUUCUUUCCUAACAAGAUCAAAAUGAUAUAAAUUGAAUGGUUUUAUAACAAAUGAUUACUAAUAAUCACUUCAUAUUCCUCUUUUGUUUUGUCUUUUUUUCAUAAUUUUUUUUUAUAAAUAUUUGGUGAAUUAGGAAGCUCUAAUAGAGUGAGCUUUUACAACACGUGUAUAUUGAUAAAGUAACUAGCUAGUGAUGAAAUAUUUAUUACACAAUCCUAUAUCACUUAUAAUUACUCAUUGCUUGGAUGUCAAAAGGAAAAGUUCAAUUGUACAGAAACAAAAAUAAAAAAAUUCUUUUUCUACACCAUUUAAGUGUUGUCUUAAUGCGGUGGCAUAGCAUUUUUCACAAAUGCAAUCUUGUUUUUAUCA